This is a messenger RNA of Nanorana parkeri, 737 nucleotides long. It is a transcript of the gene LNP1, whose product is annotated as leukemia NUP98 fusion partner 1. The record is from RefSeq and is a predicted model, not a curated record. Bases 72 to 737 code for a protein of 221 amino acids. Lineage: Eukaryota; Metazoa; Chordata; Amphibia; Anura; Dicroglossidae. The transcript is spliced from 5 exons.
UUCAACAACUUCUACGUUGUACUGGUCAUUCCCUUGUUGGUUGGGACUUCACCUGACUUGGGCCCUUUUACAUGGAAUACGAGGAAGAUGAUGAUGACAUCCUCUUUGCGAAGUGGAUGAGUAGCUUUUGGGGACAUAAAGGGAUUGCGGACAACGACAAAGAUGUCAGGAGCCACAAGAAGCGCCAGUCGUGUGCUCUUUCAGAAAGAAGGGCAUCUCUUCCAUGUCCGGCCCAGCUUACUGCCAUGCAUGCGGCUCGAUUCCACUCGACCUCUAAGGCACCGUCUCCAGUCUAUCUGAAGGGUUAUAAGGAACCUCGAGAGGACAAGGACAGCAAAAGCAACAACCACACCAAGAUAAGUAAACUGUUCUCAGUGGAAACCUCGGUGCCUGAGAGCAAUGGACAGAAAAAACGAUCCAAUUCCAUACAGGAAUUCUCUGAAUUAUUUGAGAAGCAGCUGCGCUUUCGGACAAAACGUUCCACAUCUCUGGGAGAGCACUCAAUACCACGGAGGAACUCGUCUUGCAGAGAGAAGGAUGAAGAUGAGGACCCAUGUGUCAUUUGUCAUGACGACCUCCACACUGGUAGUAUCUGGGAAUUGCACUGUUUGCACAGAUUCCAUAAAGAGUGCAUAGAGAAGUGGCUGUGCAAGAAACAGACGUGUCCAACGUGCCGCGUCCAGGUCAUCACAUCCAAGUCCUUCUUCUUGUCCUCUGCUCAGAUGAAAGUCCCCUGA